Molecule: messenger RNA, 762 nt
Organism: Pseudozyma flocculosa PF-1
Lineage: Eukaryota; Fungi; Basidiomycota; Ustilaginomycetes; Ustilaginales; Ustilaginaceae
Exons: 5
Coding region: 1-762 (253 amino acids)
Molecular function (GO): hydrolase activity
Source: RefSeq, a predicted model, not a curated record
AUGAAGUUCUCGGCUCUCUUCGCGUUUGCUCUCCUCGGCGCCGCCUCGGCCACCCCGCUCGGAUUCGGCGGCUUCCCCGGCUUCGGUGGAGGCUCUGGUGGCGGAUCCGGUGACGAUUCGGGCAGUGGAUCUGCUGGCGGAUCCUCUGGCUCCUCGGCCGGCGCUUCCAGCUGUGCCAGCUACACUAUCAUCAGCACUCGCGGUACCAGCGAGCUGCAGGGACCCUCUGCCGGAUUCCGCACCAUGAACUCGAGGCUGACGUCGUCGGUCUCCGGUGGCAAGGUCUACAACACCGUCUACCCCGCCGACUUUUCUCAGAUCUCGACUGUCGGAACCAACGACAUUGUCAACAAGGUCAACAGCGUCCUGCGCACCAACCCGAACGAGUGCUUCAUCCUCCAGGGCUACUCGCAGGGCGCCGCCGCCACCACCAACGCCCUCCCCAGACUCACGGGAGCGGCCUUUGACGCCGUCAAGGGGGUCUUCAACAUUGGCAAUCCCCUCCACAAGCGUGGGCUUGCCUGCAACGUCGACUCCAAGGGUGGAACCACGACGAGGGAUGUGCAGGGCCUCUCUGCCCUGCUGGGCCAGGGCAUCCCUCAGAACUGGGUGUCGAAGACCAUGGACGUGUGCGCCUUUGGCGAUGGUGUCUGCGACACGACCCACGGCUUUGGCAUCAAUGCGCAGCACCUCAGCUACCCGCUCGACAGCAACGUGCAGAACAUGGGCUUCAACUUUAUGAAGAAGCAGCUCGGACGCUGA